ACAAGCCAGCAUGGCGCCUUGCUUUGUGAAGUUUGACGCAUAGUAAACAGCCGGUAGCUGUUCACUUUAAAAAUAUUUUUAUAACAAAAUGGAAGAACCAAUGUGUAUUAGAAGUAUGGUUCGCUACUACUGCACCGCCGGCAACGGAAUGGAGAAUUUUUUAAUUGAGGAGGUGAAGAAGAAGCUAGCCGCUGAAAACGUGUGUCAGAUUCCAGGUAAAGUGUUGUUCAGCUCCCCUGCAACAAUUGAAAAAAUCAGUGGCUUGAAGGCUGCAGAAAGGCUCUUUCUUCUAUUGAAGCAAGACUCACCUUUGAGGCCGUCUGCUCACACUACCCCAGCAAAGGCUGCCUCGAUGUUGCAAUCCAAGCUGCUGGCUGAGAGGUAUCAGUGGACCAGUGCUGUAAUGACCUGGAGCCGCCUGCAGGGGGAGCUGGCAGCCAACAGUAAUGCUGUCAAAACGCCAAACACUACCCAGGGAUUAAAAAAGGAGAGAGAGGAGGAGAAAGGGAAGAAAGAGCAGUGCCUUGUUGAUCCUCAAAAACAGAGAUGUACACUGAAGGAGGAGGAGAGGGAAAAUAAGAGGUCUAGAAGUUGUGAACCAAAUGAAAUACUGACACCGGUAAAGAAAAGAAACACAGAUGAAGAUGGAAAUAAUGUGUGGAAAGAGGAGCCACCUGAAACAGACAGAAGGAGGGAAGAAGAGGCAGCAAUGGCUUUGGAGUUUAGCAGCUAUAGAAAAAAUGGAACAAACUUGAUUAGCAGCAGAUUCGUUUCUGAGAACACAACUCAAGAACUGGAGCACAUUGUGGAAAGUAGCAGCAGGGCGGUGGAUGAAAUGGGAGAAAAUAAAGCUUCAGAAAAUGUAGAAAACAUUUCCUUUAGGAUUAGCUGCAAGUGCAAUGGAUCACUAUCCCGUUUCCUCUGUGCUCAGGAGGUAAGCAAAGUGAUGGGAGCAGGUGUGAGCAAACUGCUGGGCUGGAAAGUAGACCUGAAGAAUCCACAGCUGGAGAUUAAUGUCUAUUUGAGUGACGACUACUGCCUGCUGGGAAUUCCACUGACCAGGUUACCUCUAGCUAACCGGACCUAUAUUAAAACCACGGGACUGAGGUCUACAGUAGCCUGGGCCAUGGCUUCGUUAGCCCAGAUACAGCCAGGCUUCUGUGUGGUGGAUCCGAUGUGCGGGGUGGGAACCAUCCUCAUAGAAGCUGCACAGGAACACAAGGCUGCCUGUUUCUUGGGUGUGGACAUUGAUGAUGGACAGCUGCAGAGGGCCAGUGAGAACAUAGCAUAUGCAGAGCUGGGAAACAGAAUACAGCUGCUGAAAGCCUCAUCCAUGGCGCUGCCUCUGCCCAGUGCCAGCGUAGACGCUGUGAUCUGUGACCUGCCAUUUGGCAGGAAGUUCAGCUCCAGAACAAACAUGGCUGCCAACCUGCCACUCAUCCUCAGUGAGAUGGAGAGAGUUCUUUGUUUAGGUGGGACCCUGGUUGCCCUUUUGAGUCCUCAGUUGUCCUGUCUUCUGAAAAAACUCCUGAUACAAAAACACACUGAACCAACAUCCAACCAGGAAGCAAAGUUUCAGUCUGGGAUUCAGAACUGUCUUUCAUCUGAAUCUUCAGCAGAGCAGCAGACUUUUCAAAUCCAUCCAGGGGUCGGAUGCUCACAUACCCAAGAAAGGGCGCCUCAGCACAGUCUGCGGCCUCCUUUGUCCUCUUUGAAACAUCAGACGACUGUCAGAGUCAGCUUAGGAGCAAUCGAUGGACUUAUUCAUAAAUAUGUCAAAACAGACAUUUAAUCAGUGUUGGUUGUUUUUUACAGUAACUAGUUUGGCUCUUUGUGGAUGAUCACAGCAGAAAAUAGUUCUGUUGAAAUCUUAGUUUGCUUUAACUUCUCCAUAAAUGAGAUUUUUUUUUUUUUUGUAAAAUAAUAUAAAUGUAUGCUCAUAUAAAAACACAUUUAAAAUAAACAAGUUGUAGUGGUCUUUUUUCAGCUGUGUUGCAUUUCUUUACUUAAUAACACUUCAUAAGCUUUUGAAAACUUCUUGCUUGUUGCAGGAUUUCAGGCACUAAGUGCUGUGAUGUUUGUUAGAUGAUGUGCCACAUGUUUCCAGUGCAGAUAGGGCUAUCUCGCUCCUUAUAUACUGUUGAAAUAUAUCCAAAAUUAGGUUUGGAAUCACCCUUUUGAAACUGGCAAGAUGUGAUGUUUCACCAAAACCUUUCCAUAUAAGUAAAUUAAUAGAAUUAAUAAAUUAAUUAAAUAGAAACUAGUGUAUCAAAGUAUCUAAGCGCACAUGAAUGAACAUUGUUGUAAAUGCACCAAUUAGCUGAAAAGCUCUUUUUCCAUCUGUAGGCUCUGUAGUGUUAGUUAUGUAAUAAAUAGAAUAUAAAGGGAGAAAAGGUUAUGAAAAUAAUUACAGCAAACAGCAAUACUCAGAAAGAUGUCAAUACCAAACACUAUUAGAAGCAUGAACACAGAUUUAAAGAAAUACAAUUAAAAAAAGCUGAGUAACCCAGUUGCUGCACCUUUUGAAAGCUGAUAGGUAGUUUUUAUGCUGAUAACUUAGCAGAGGAAAAAUCAGAUAAUAUACAAUUACAUGCAUAUUAAACAAGACGCCUAGAUAUUUAAUUUCCCUGACUCAGCAUAUUGUAUCUUAAAAACCAAACCAUUAAAUUGUGACAGUUUAAUACCAAUAAGUUUAAGUGUGUGUUUAUAAAAAAAAAACUGCAAUGCUUUUUAAGUUACGCUGGCCUGUGACCAGGUUGUUAUGCAGUAAA
Messenger RNA from Melanotaenia boesemani (Boeseman's rainbowfish), 2771 nucleotides. RefSeq names its product THUMP domain containing 2 (gene thumpd2). The transcript has 11 exons. Bases 89 to 1792 code for a protein of 567 amino acids. Gene Ontology annotation, biological process: tRNA methylation. Gene Ontology annotation, molecular function: RNA binding; tRNA (guanine) methyltransferase activity. Lineage: Eukaryota; Metazoa; Chordata; Actinopteri; Atheriniformes; Melanotaeniidae. The record is from RefSeq and is a predicted model, not a curated record.